AGAAACAGCCGCCAGGAGCUUUGGUUUUCCUGGUGUGUGGACUGAGCUGGAGGACAGUUGUUUUGUCUCAUCUCAGAUCAAUAUUUGAUCAGAUGAAGUAAAGAUGAGUUCAGUCCAGAAUCUGAGAGAGUUGAUCAACCAGCGACUAACUGCUGCUGCUGAAGAAAUAUUCACAGAGUUUGAGAAAACCAUCGUCCAGUACGAGGAGGAGAUCGAUCGUCAGCGCAGACUGCUGGAUAACAUCUGGAAACCACAGAUAACACAAUACACAGCAGAACUCCCACAGCAUGUCUGUAAGGAGAUAGAAGGUUUCACCAACCAGCAGCUCAGUAACCAGGAGAGGAACUCCGGCCUGGAACAGGAGAACCUCGAGCCUCCACAGAUUAAAGAGGAACAGGAGGAACUCUGCACCAGUCAGGAGGGAGAGCAGCUUGUACUGAACCUGGAGACUGAUGGCUUUAUGGUGAUUCCUACUAAGGAAAAAGGUGACCACAGGGAACCAGAAUCAACGGGUUCACUGCUCUUUCACAGCUGUCCUACAGCUCAGAGCCCAUAUCAGGAAGGAGGCUCACGAUGGAACAAGAGACAUCGCAGAAACAGAAGUCACAGUAGCAACGUAGACCACACCACCCCCUCAGAGAGCCACUGUAAUACUGACACAUGGACAAAGCCGGUAACAGAUGAUGUUUGUGGAAACGCCUUCAAGGAAAAUAACCAAAUGCAGAAACCUCUCAGGACUCAGGCAGGUGAAAGGUCAUUUAUCUGCCAAAUAUGUGGGAGGUGUUUUCGACAAAGUUGUAAUUUGAUUGCCCACAUGAGAAUCCACACAGGUGAGAAGCCUUACUCUUGCAAAACGUGUCGAAAAAGGUUCAGACACAGUAACUCUCUGCUGAUCCACAUGAGAACCCACACAGGUGAGAGGCCUUAUUCUUGCACAACAUGUGGAAAAAGGUUCAGUCAGAGCAGUAAUUUGGUGAUUCAUACUAGAACUCACACGGGGGAGAAGCCUUAUUCUUGCAAAAUCUGUGCAAAAAGUUUUAGACAUAGUAAAUCUUUGUUGCUCCACAUGAAAACUCACACAGUUGAGAAGCUGUAGUCCUGAAACAGCAGUGGGAUCCAAGCUUAAGAAGCAUUAAUGUCCAGGUUGAAAGUAGAUCUUUCAGAUUUAAAGGGCUCUUAGUCUGUGCUCCACCAGUGAUCACAGGAGUUUAAUGCAUUUUACACUUGGAGAGAUGUGAAGUUUUAUGUUGUUAUCAAUGUCUGCUACACUUGAGGUAACAGGAUCACUGCUGUUACCUGAUUUAUGAAAUGAAGUUUGAGCACCAAUGUAAUUUUUUAGGUGAAAAUGACACAUUAAGGUCAUAUGUUUGUAAAUCAGUUGCGGUUCUGCUCAUUUUGUUGAAACUAGAUUUAUGUCUGUGGUGGUUCUGAGUCAGUUUUGUAGAUGAAACAGGAAUGUAACAGCAGCUAACUGCUGGUUUAAACCCUGAGCUCACCUGGACAUCAUUUGGAACGUCCAACUCGGAUCGCAGCUCGUCUCUUUGUCUUCUGGGUAAUGCAGCAAAGCUGAGAUCAGAAAGCACCAUUUGUAGAUUCUGCCGUGAUAACUGCUGCUGUUCUUUCAAUAUAAAACCACUUUCCACCAGCAGGAGCAGCCUGAUACAUGCAAUUAAACCAUCUCAUUAACAUGCACAUGUAUUAGAGCUGCACAGUGUUGGACUAAACCGACAGCGUGAUGCUGACAGAACCUGCAGUUGCUCCUCGUUUCUGUAUGGCUGAUGCUGCUUUUCUCUUUGCAACCAAAUGUUCCUUUUCAGUGUUUGUUUUGUUUUCCUCAGUUGUGGAACCUGCAUGUGUGUCAACAAACUGUUUUGUAAAUAAAGUAUUUUUUUAAACUUGAA
Molecule: messenger RNA, 1901 nt
Organism: Amphiprion ocellaris (clown anemonefish)
Lineage: Eukaryota; Metazoa; Chordata; Actinopteri; Pomacentridae
Product: zinc finger protein 771-like
Exons: 2
Coding region: 104-1096 (330 amino acids)
Biological process (GO): regulation of transcription by RNA polymerase II
Molecular function (GO): RNA polymerase II cis-regulatory region sequence-specific DNA binding; DNA-binding transcription factor activity, RNA polymerase II-specific
Source: RefSeq, a predicted model, not a curated record